Molecule: messenger RNA, 2674 nt
Organism: Alternaria rosae
Lineage: Eukaryota; Fungi; Ascomycota; Dothideomycetes; Pleosporales; Pleosporaceae
Product: Dynamin central region-domain-containing protein
Exons: 6
Coding region: 293-2374 (693 amino acids)
Biological process (GO): peroxisome organization
Cellular component (GO): membrane; peroxisome; microtubule
Molecular function (GO): GTPase activity; GTP binding; microtubule binding
Source: RefSeq, a predicted model, not a curated record
GGGAUUAUUUGAGCACAUCUCUGAUUUGAUACAUGUGACAGCUUGGUGACGUACGCACACGAUAGAUAUCCCCAAGUCGCGCGGAUAUUUCGUGGGGCUGAGUCGUGUGGCGUAUCGGAGCUUGGGCUCUCUCCGACGUUGGCACUUGCAGCAGCUACGCAACCCGCAAGCAACAACCCCAGAUCUCAGACACUCUCGCCUUCAGCGCCCUUGAUACCACAAACACCCAAAACCGCUUCUACACACAACCACUGAAGGCAUCCGCAUCACUUCGACCCACACUUCGCCGACCAUGGCGACAAACCCAAAUGCCAUCAACGUGAACGACCCGGGCCUGAUUACUCUCGUAAACAAGCUCCAGGAUGUCUUCACUACAGUCGGAGUCCAAAACCCCAUAGACUUGCCCCAGAUUGCCGUUGUAGGAUCGCAGUCUAGUGGAAAGAGUUCGGUGCUCGAGAACAUUGUUGGACGAGACUUCCUGCCCCGAGGAACCGGUAUCGUCACCCGAAGACCGCUCAUUCUCCAGCUCAUCAACCGCGCAUCCUCGCAAGCGAACGGCACCACCGAGGGAGCAAAGACAACAGACCAGGAGAACAAUGUUGACGAGUGGGGCGAGUUCCUGCACAUUCCUGGCCAGAAGUUCCACGACUUUGGCAAGAUCAGGGACGAGAUUGUGAGAGAGACGGAGUCCAAGACGGGUCGCAAUGCGGGUAUCUCACCGGCGCCCAUCAACUUGAGGAUAUACUCGCCAAACGUCCUCACACUUACGCUGGUCGACUUGCCAGGUCUAACAAAGGUGCCUGUUGGAGACCAACCGAGGGAUAUUGAGCGCCAGAUCAGAGAGAUGGUCCUCAAGCAAAUCAGCAAGCCCAACGCAAUCAUCCUGGCUGUCACUGCUGCCAACACCGAUUUAGCCAACUCGGAUGGUCUCAAGCUGGCGCGCGAGGUGGACCCAGAAGGACAACGGACUAUCGGUGUCUUGACCAAGGUCGACUUGAUGGACGAGGGCACCGACGUCGUGGACAUUCUCGCCGGUCGCAUCAUUCCGCUGAGGUUGGGCUACGUACCAGUCGUCAAUCGAGGACAGAGGGAUAUUGAGAACAAGAAGGCCAUCUCGUACGCGCUCGAGCACGAAAGGCAAUACUUUGAGAACCACAAGGCAUACCGUAACAAGGCGGCGUACUGUGGUACACCCUACCUAGCGCGCAAGCUGAACUUGAUCCUUAUGAUGCACAUCAAACAAACGCUCCCCGAUAUCAAGGCCCGCAUCGCUUCCUCACUACAAAAGUACCAGGCAGAACUUGCUUCGCUAGGCAACUCCAUGCUCGGCAACAGCUCCAACAUUGUCUUGAACAUGAUCACGGAGUUCACCAACGAAUACAGAGGAGUCUUGGAGGGCAACAACCAAGAGCUUUCUGCAGUAGAGCUGUCUGGCGGUGCUCGUAUCUCUUUCGUCUACCACGAACUUUAUGCCAAUGGUGUCAAGGCCGUUGAUCCUUUCGACCAGGUCAAAGACAUGGACAUUAGGACGGUUCUCUACAACUCCUCCGGUUCAUCGCCAGCGCUGUUCGUCGGUACUACUGCUUUCGAGCUCAUUGUCAAGCAACAGAUUAAGCGAUUAGAGGAACCCAGCUUGAAGUGUGUCAGCCUCGUCUACGACGAGUUGAUUCGAAUUCUCAGCCAGCUCCUCAACAAGAACGCUUUCCGAAGAUACCCGGGCUUGAAGGAGAAGCUACACCAGGUCGUCGUCAGCUUUUUCAAAAAGGCGAUGGAGCCCACCAACAAGCUCGUAAGGGAUCUUGUUGCCAUGGAGUCCGUCUAUAUCAACACUGGUCACCCUGACUUCAUCAAUGGUUCACGCGCCAUGGCCAUCGUACACGAGCGACACAACAGCAGCCGGCCUCAACAAGUGGAUCCCAAGACUGGAAAGCCUCUUCCACCUAGCGUGCCGCCGCGGUCGAUAUCUCCCUCACUUGAUCCUAACGAGGGUGGUGGCUUCUUUGGUUCCUUCUUCGCCAGCAAGAACAAGAAGAAGAUGGCGGCUAUGGAGCCACCACCACCCACGCUCAAGGCCUCCGGUACCCUCUCAGAGAAGGAGUCGCAAGAAGUCGAAGUUAUUAAACUACUGAUCACCUCCUACUUCAACAUUGUUCGUCGGACAAUGAUCGACAUGGUACCUAAAGCCAUCAUGUUGAACCUCGUUCAAUGGACCAAGGAAAAUAUGCAGGGCGAGCUUCUCACCAACAUGUACAAGACCGACGAACUCGAUGAGCUACUAAAGGAGUCAGAGUACACUGUCAAGAGGCGGAAGGAUUGCCAGCAGAUGGUGGAGAGCCUUUCCAAGGCACAAGAGAUUGUCAACCAAGUGCAGUAGAUGGAUGCGUGUCUGGGAGGAUCUUGCGGCUAGACUUCCAAGGUUGUGUUCUCUGGGUCUGGCAUCCUGCCAUGACGGGCAAGGUGUUUUGGGUGCAGCUUGCUAGGUUUCUGUCUUGAGCCUGUUCAUAUUACAGUUGAUGCAUGCAAUGUAUGUCAGCCAUUGAGAUGUGUGAUCGCUCUGUACUCGCUGUGAUGCUACGAGCCAUGGCGACUGCGCGGGCGUGGCAGUCGGGCUGCAUGCGGAGCGCGCACGGACCACCGAGCAUCUCGAAAAGUCGCAAUGCACUCGAAGGCCCGC